Alligator mississippiensis (American alligator) is the source of this 4377-nucleotide messenger RNA. RefSeq names its product isovaleryl-CoA dehydrogenase (gene IVD). The record is from RefSeq and is a predicted model, not a curated record. Gene Ontology annotation, cellular component: mitochondrion. NCBI's taxonomy places the organism in Eukaryota, Metazoa, Chordata, Crocodylia, Alligatoridae. Gene Ontology annotation, molecular function: 3-methylbutanoyl-CoA dehydrogenase activity; flavin adenine dinucleotide binding. Bases 87 to 1361 code for a protein of 424 amino acids. The transcript is spliced from 12 exons. Gene Ontology annotation, biological process: L-leucine catabolic process.
GUCGUGGCACGCGCAGCCCCAUUGGCUGCCUUCGCCGGCGCCGUGUCGCCAUUGGCUGGGGGCGAGGGGUCGGGCCGAGCACAGCGAUGGCGGCGGCAGUGCUGGGCCGAGCGGGGAACGCGGCGGGGCUGGGCCGGGCCUGCCAGCGCCUGCUGCGGGGGCCGCUCCGGCGGGGCUGCGCAGGACUGGCCGUGGACGACGCGGUCAACGGGCUGAGCGAGGAGCAGCGCCAGCUUAGACAAACCAUGAUCAAGUUCUGCCAGGAGCAUUUGGCUCCAAAGGCCCAACAAAUUGACCAGGAGAAUGAGUUCAAGGGCAUGCGGGAGUUUUGGAAGAAACUUGGAGAACUUGGAGUUCUGGGAAUCACAGCUCCCACGGAGUAUGGGGGAUCUAGUAUGGGGUAUUUGGACCAUGUAUUGGUGAUGGAGGAAAUGUCUCGAGCUUCAGCAGCAAUUGGACUCAGUUAUGGUGCUCACUCAAACCUUUGUAUUAACCAAUUUGUGCGGAAUGCCAGUGAAGCACAGAAGGAGAAGUACCUACCUAAGUUAAUCAGCGGGGAGCACAUCGGAGCCUUAGCAAUGAGUGAGCCCAAUGCUGGUUCUGAUGUUGUCUCCAUGAAGCUGAAGGCAGAAAAAAAAGGAGAUUACUUUGUUUUGAAUGGGAACAAGUUUUGGAUCACUAAUGGGCCAGAUGCUGACGUUCUGAUAGUUUAUGCCAAAACAGAUCUCAAUGUUGUUCCAGCCUCCAGGGGUAUAACUGCAUUCAUUGUAGAGAAGGGAAUGCCUGGGUUCAGCACUGCCCAGAAGCUUGAAAAGUUGGGAAUGAGGGGAUCUAAUACUUGUGAAUUGAUCUUUGAAGACUGUAAGAUUCCUGCUGAGAACAUCUUGGGACAGUUGAGUAAAGGAGUCUACGUUCUGAUGAGUGGCUUGGAUCUGGAGAGACUUGUACUGAGUGGUGGGCCGCUGGGGAUUAUGCAGGCUGUUCUUGACUAUGCACUUCCAUAUUUACAUGUGAGAGAAGCAUUUGGACAGAAAAUUGGCCACUUCCAGCUCAUGCAGGGUAAAAUGGCAGAUAUGUAUACACGGUUGAUGGCAUGUCGGCAGUACGUGUAUAACGUGGCUAGGGCCUGUGAUCGAGGACACGUCAAUGCAAAGGACUGUGCGGGAGUGAUUCUCUAUUCAGCAGAAUGUGCUACACAGGUGGCUCUGGAUGGAAUUCAGUGUCUUGGUGGAAAUGGUUAUAUUAAUGAUUACCCCAUGGGUCGCUUUCUGCGUGAUGCCAAGCUGUAUGAGAUAGGAGCAGGAACCAGUGAAGUGAGGAGACUCGUCAUUGGCCGGGCCUUUAAUGCCACCUUUAAGUAACACCCAUCAGUAAAGAAAAACCUUCAUCACCAAGAGGCCUUUGAUCUUUGAGCUUGUGACGCACAGGCUUUCUCUGCGUUCAUGAUAAUGGAAUCAUCACCUGUUGACUCCAUGCUAUCUAUUCUAUGAACAAAUGCCUCUGGGUUUACCUGGGCUUUGAACCUGACAGAAGAACAGAACUAAAAGUGUAUUCUUGUGACUAGUCUGGCUAUUCAUUCAUCCUAUUCAGAAGUCAUCCUGAUCUUGAAACUUCUAAGAAGUUGAGACCUGAAGUUGGUGCCAGGGAUAUAUUGCCAUCGGAAAAGCAUGGUUCCUGCUUAAUGAACAACUCUCAUGAAAUGAGAGGAAAUCAAUUAUUUUGACUGACUGGUUGUGAGAGAAUGGAUGGGGGAGAAAGGAACUUUGUACUUUUAAAAAUUUUGAGUGCCAUUGAACAAAGUGUUUUUAAGGUUCUGCUGCUGGAAGAUGAAAUAUCCUGAUGUGGUACUCUAUUGGUGUGUUAACCUGUGCCAUUCAGUUAAUAUCUUCUUUGGGAAACCAGAUUUUAGCUGAGGUCAUGUUAGUUACCACAUGCCAUUAAUAUCAAAAGAGCAGAGCCACACAAGCAACAUUAGAAAAACGUUUCCUAAAACCUCAUUAAAAUGUCACAUAAGUUUCUUUGCACACUGCUUUCCAUGUUCCUCCUGCUUACCAAAACAUUGGAGUGUGGUCUGAAGGCUUUACUCCUUUUGAUUGUUUACCUCCUGCUGCUGGUUUCACCACCCCUCACUUCAGGAACAGUUAAAAUGUUCAAUUUUUCCCCAUGGCACCUCAUGAAUGAAUCGUGGGGGACAAAAUGGACUUUUUAUUUGAAGGCUCACUCUUCUGUUGGCAAAUACAUGUGCUUGUCCCCCCAGUUUAGCCAUAAAGAGAAAGAAAGCAGAGUCAGCAUGAGUGUGGCAGGAUUUGAAGGUGUUUUAAGGAAACAUUACAAACAGCAGAGCUUAUAUGUUGAAAGCUUUUGUGGCCUUCCCUGAAUAAGAAAGUUGCAGUGUAAUUCAACUUCAAAGAACAAAUUGCAGGAAAAAAUUAAAUGUUAUAUGUAUAAUAGAGGAGUGAAACAGCUGCCAUCUUGGCAGUCUCAUACACAAGACUGCAAAUAGCUUUAUUUUCCUGUUAUAUUUGGCAUCUUUCACCAAAGAGCCUUGCUUCUCCCAUAUUUCCUGGACCAUCACCAAUACAACACUCCUUCUCUCCCUCUUACAGAACAAUAGAGAAUUAAAACAAAAAACAACUUCAGGUUCAGUGACCUAGCAAGGUAAAAGACACAAAGUCCUGGAUCUAAUGAAAGCUCAUGUUAGCACAGUUCCCUAACAAAUAAGUGAAACAGGAGAUGUCAUUCAUAUAUGCGCACAAAAAAUUGAAGUACUCCUGGACCAAGGGGCAGGCAGCUUUCAGUGUGUGGGUGUUGCCCCUAUAGUGCCCUCUCUGUAGGGGCAGACAGGAAUUUGAGGACUGCCUUGUCAGACAAUUGAGGUGAUUUUUACAGUCUGCAAAAAGUACCAAGGUGAUCUUGGAGACAUCCAGGACCCAACACAGAAAGGGCUUUGUUACUUAAGACUUAGCCCCCUGCAUUGCACCUGAAAAGGAUUUGGAAAUUAAGAGGCUCUUAGAACAUAAGUAACAUCUGCUUCAUGUGUGAAACACCAUGUGCAUUGAUGUUUUGAAUGUAUGAAAAAAGAAAUGUUGUGUGUUCUUGUUUCUUGAAGUGACUGAGCACUUACAUUUUACCUCAAAAUAAUAUUCAUUCUGUGUCCAGCAUAAGGUUGGUGUUGAUUGUGUUAGAGCAGGGGUGGGCAAAAUGUGGCCCGUGGGCGGCCUGCCAGGGCAUUCCAUCCGGCCUGCGGGCCCCCUAAAAAAUUUAGAAAAUGUAAUAUUAAUCUGCCCCUGGCUGCCUGUCAUGCGGCCCUCGAUGGCUUGCCAAAACUCAGUAAGCGGCCCUCCGCUCAAAAUAAUUGCCCACCCCUGUUAGAGGAAUUGUGCAUUACCAGUAAUCUGCAAGACCCCCCAGAAAGCAUGUCACUUCCAUGAGUCUCACACAGGCAAACUAAGAAACUUGCUCCAGGAUGCACAGAGCAAGGACAAGGGAAAAGAAUGCAACAUUUAGGACUGGGCUGGCUCUCCUUCCCCAGAAUAUCUAUGAACGCUGUCCUGUCUCAGCUAUUCAAAUAGCAAAAAGCAAAAAGGGAGUUUUCAAAUCUGUCCAAGGGAUUGGGUUGCCAGACUCCCAUUACAAUGAAUAGCAUCUUUUCUGCAGCUUUAAAAACCUCAGCCCUGGUCCCACGAUAUAUCUGUAAAAUGGCCAAUCUCUUGGGGAGAGCCUGUAGCAGCACUUGCAGUGACAAAGAUGCAGAGACUGUGCGCAGUAUUUUAAAAUAUUGGCAACCCAUUUUUCACUGAUGUUCUUUAACUCUACUAUGGGAAUAAAUCACUACAAUUCUCCUUGAAGACAUAAUAAUAAUAAUAAUAAUAAUAAUUUUAAAAUGUUGGUACUGAAUCAUAACAUUACAGUCUGUCUCAAGCCAGAAGAACCUUACUGAAACAAUUAUCAAAGCACCUGCAAUCUUAAGAGGCUCCAUGUUCCAAAUCAGAAUGGAACUGGCUUUUAAACCUGCCCUCUCACCUUGGAGGGACAUGGCUUUAAUACGAAUGAUUAAGCAUAUCAUGCUUUCUGGGCUAAUCAGCAUCUCAAAGUUAAGACAAAUUAGAUUAAUGUUGAAUGCACCAUGGGGCAGGCUUGGCAGAGAGCUCCAUAAAUCCUAGGAAAGGUUAUGUUUAUCAGAUCCCAAGCACUUUUGUGGUAUGGCUGAGGUGACUAUCAAGUGAUCUGUCUUGUGACCGGCAUUGAUUAGCUGGGCAGUUUUUAUAUGGUGGUGUAUAACAAGGAAGCUCCGGUGUUGUGGGGGAGGGUCUGUGAUGAUUAGAGUUUCCGUUUUCUAACAUGCGUACAAUGCUAAUAAAGAACUGUUGUUGCUCA